Messenger RNA from Symbiodinium necroappetens, 875 nucleotides. NCBI's taxonomy places the organism in Eukaryota, Dinophyceae, Suessiales, Symbiodiniaceae. The record is from the annotation of a GenBank genome assembly.
AUGUUUGGAGACAACAGCAAUUUGAGCCUCAUCGAGAUCGCAGUCAGUGACCUUGCUUUUCGGGAUCUUGGGAACGCGUCCUAUUCUUCCAGGUACAUCCUGAUGCCACAAGAGGCAACUGAUUUUGAGAACAAGCGAACUGAGCUGAUGGCUGCAGCGGCGGCGCUGAUAUUAGACUGUUCUGACUUUGACCUCUAUUACGUGGAAGGGCAGCCCACGACAAACGAUUACGCCGCUUACUGGUACAACACAGCGCCUGGCCUUGGCUUUCCACAGACUUCGUCUUGUCACGACAUGAAAGAGUACUGCAACAGUGAAGAUGGUGAGCUGCUGCGCUUGACUUGUGGAGUCACGUGCGGGUGCGCUGAGCCAUCUACGAACCCGUGGUUCCGCGUGGUGGAGAGGGGAUGCUCCAAAAAAUGCAUUGACGAAAUGAAGGUCGUAAUCGACGAAAUAAACUGCACCGAUGUUCCAGUGGAGUCUACGCAGUGGCAGACAUUCUGGGAGGACUACCCCGCAAUAAUCUCCAGUUUCCUUGGAGAGCGGAACACGUCCAAAAUUGACGAGCUGCGAGUCUUCGCGAAUCACAUGUUAACUGAGGGCUGCUCAGCACUGGGCAACGCGAGCUAUGAAUACGAAGAGCUGACUCAGACGAGCUUCUGUGCAGGACAUUCCCAGAUCUGGGCGCCCUUGAGCAUCCUUUGCCCUUCCACCUGCUGUCAAGGCGAAGACAGUGAGUUUUGCCCUUCAAGCUGUCAAUGUCGGCCCGAAGGCCAAGACAACGACCAGGAUCUGCUGGACAAUAUGCCGGCGGGCAAUCCGGACUUCAACGGGAUUAUGAACUGCCGAAUGGCAGCGGCCAGCGACCUCUGCAC